GCUUUUUCUUCCCUGGUCAGAAGCUUCCGUGAGGAAGCCACACAGAACUCACCGCGUCCCUCCUGGCAGAGGCGGCCGUCCUCUGUUGCUUCCAGGGAUGUGGCCCUCUUCCCGACCUCGGUCGCCUGAGCGCGCAGGGGUUGGGGAUCCGUAGGGCACUAGGACCCGGCGGGGCGGAGGGGCAGCCCAUGUGCUGCGAUUCGCUCCCUCCCACCCCACUGCUCCCGCUCCAUUGUCUGGGAACUGCAGCCGCCGGGCGGGCGGCAGCGGCGGCGGCGGCCGGAACCCAGCGGGCCAGGUGGGGCCGGCACGGAGCGGGUGCGGGAGAUGCCGGGCGGGACCGGGGCUACCUGAGCCGACCGCCUCGUCCCCGCCUUCUGUGGGAAGGAUGUGCGCGCGGAUGGCCGGGCGCGCGGCAGCGGCCCCUCGGGGGCCCUACGGCCCCUGGCUCUCCCUCCUGGUGGCCCUCGCCCUGGACGUCGUGAGAGUGGACUGUGGCCAGGCUCCCCUGGACCCGGUCUACCUGCCGGCAGCCCUGGAGCUCCUAGACGCCCCUGAGCACUUCCGUGUGCAGCAGGUGGGCCACUACCCACCUGCCAACUCCUCUCUCAGCUCCCGAUCUGAGACCUUUCUGCUCCUACAGCCCUGGCCCAGGGCCCAGCCACUUCUCCGGGCCUCCUACCCACCUUUUGCCACUCAGCAGGUGGUCCCCCCUCGAGUCACUGAGCCCCACCAACGGCCAGUCCCAUGGGACGUGCGGGCCGUUUCAGUGGAAGCGGCUGUGACUCCAGCGGAGCCCCAUGCCCGGGUUCUCUUCCACCUCAAAGGGCAGGAUUGGCCACCAGGGUCUGGCAGCCUGCCCUGUGCCCGGCUCCAUGCCACACACCCUGCAGGCACUGCUCACCAAGCCUGCCGCUUCCAGCCAUCCCUGGGCGCCUGCGUGGUGGAGCUGGAGCUUCCCUCUCACUGGUUCUCCCGGGCCUCCACCACACGGGCUGAGCUGGCCUACACGCUUGAGCCUGCGGCUGAGGGCCCAGGGGGCUGUGGCUCCGGCGAGGAGAACGACCCUGGGGAGCAGGCCCUCCCAGUGGGGGGUGUGGAGCUGCGCCCAGCAGACCCCCCGCAGUACCAGGAGGUACCUCUGGAUGAGGCUGUGACUCUGCGGGUGCCUGACGUGCCAGUGCGGCCCGGCCAGCUCUUUAGUGCUACCCUCCUACUUUGGCACAACUUCACAGCCAGCCUCCUGACCCUGCGGAUCAAGGUGAAGAAGGGGCUGCAUGUUACAGCCGCCCGCCCAGCCCAGCCCACACUGUGGACUGCCAAGCUGGACCGCUUCAAGGGCUCCAAGCACCACACCACCCUCAUCACCUGCCACCGUGCUGGGCUCACAGAGCCAGAUUCCAGUCCCCUUGAACUGUCUGAGUUCCUAUGGGUGGACUUUGUGGUGGAGAAUAGCACUGGUGGGGGCGUAGCAGUCACUCGCCCUGUCACAUGGCAGCUGGAGUACCCAGGCCAGGCCCCUGAAGCAGAGAAGGACAAAAUGGUGUGGGAAAUCCUGGUGUCUGAGCGAGACAUCAGAGCCCUUAUCCCACUGGCCAAGGCUGAGGAGCUGGUGAAUACAGCACCACUGACUGGAGUGCCCCAGCGUGUCCCUGUGCGCCUUGUCACUGUGGAUGGUGGGGGGGCCUUGGUGGAGGUGACAGAGCAUGUCGGCUGCGAGUCGGCCAACACACAGGUCCUGCAGGUGUCUGAGGCCUGUGAUGCCGUGUUCGUGGCUGGCAAGGAGAGCCGGGGCGCCCGGGGGGUGCGGGUGGACUUCUGGUGGCGCCGGCUCCGCGCCUCGCUGCGGCUGACCGUGUGGGCCCCGCUGCUACCACUGCGCAUCGAGCUCACCGACACCACCCUCGAGCAGGUCCGCGGCUGGAGGGUACCUGGCCCUGCCGAAGGGCCUGCGGAACCCGCUGCAGAGGCGUCAGAUGAGGCCGAGCGGCGCGCCCGCGGCUGCCACCUGCAGUAUCAGCGCGCCGGUGUGCGCUUCCUCGCCCCCUUCGCGGCCCACCCGCUGGACGGCGGCCGCCGCCUCACGCACCUACUUGGCCCCGACUGGCUGCUAGACGUGUCCCACCUUGUGGCGCCACACGCCCGCGUGCUGGACCCGCGUGUAGCCUCUCUGGAGGGCGGCCGUGUCCUGGUGGGCCGGGAGCCCGGUGUCACCUCCAUUGAGGUGCGUUCCCCACUGUCUGACUCCAUCCUGGGGGAGCAGGCGCUGGCUGUGACGGACGACAAGGUCUCAGUGCUGGAGCUGAGGGUGCAGCCAGUGAUGGGCAUCUCGCUGACCUUGAGCCGGGGCACUGCCCACCCCGGGGAGGUCACAGCCACGUGCUGGGCACAGUCAGCCCUUCCCGCCCCAAAGCAGGAGGUGGCCCUCUCCCUAUGGCUGUCCUUCUCUGAUCACACUGUGGUCCCGGCUGAGCUCUACGACCGCCGUGACCUGGGACUGUCCGUCUCAGCCGAGGAGCCUGGUGCCAUCCUGCCAGCUGAGGAGCAGGGCGCCCAGCUCGGGGUGGUGGUGAGUGGGGCAGGCGCCGAGGGGCUGCCACUGCAUGUGGCUCUGCACCCGCCCGAGCCCUGCCGCCGGGGCCGCCACCGUGUGCCUCUGGCCUCUGGCACCGCCUGGCUGGGGCUGCCCCCUGCCUCCACUCCAGCCCCUGCUCUCCCAUCCAGCCCUGCUUGGAGCCCACCAGCCACAGAGGCCACCAUGGGUGGUGAACGGCAGGCGGCAGGCAGUGUCGGGGGCAACAUAGGUGUGAGGGGCAAGUUUGAGCGGGCAGAGGAGGAGGCCAGGAAGGAGACCGAAGCCAGGGAGGAGGAGGAGGAAGAGGAGGAGGAGAUGGUCCCUGCCCCUCAGCAUGUCACCGACCUAGAGCUGGGCAUGUAUGCCCUGCUGGGAAUCUUUUGCGUGGCCAUCUUCAUCUUCUUGGUCAAUGGUGUGAUCUUCGUCCUGCGCUAUCAGCGCAAAGAACCUCCCGACAAUGCCACUGACCCCACCUCCCCCCAGCCCCACAACUGGGUCUGGCUGGGCACUGACCAGGAGGAACUGAGCCGCCAGCUGGACCGGCAGUCCCCUGGCCCGCCCAAGGGGGAGGGGGGCUGCCCCUGUGAGAGUGGGGGAGGAGGGGAGGCCCCUACCCUGGCCCCUGGCCCUCCUGGGGGCACCACCAGCUCCUCGAGCACCCUGACCCGAAAGGAGGCCGGGGGGCGGCGGAAGCGAGUAGAGUUCGUGACAUUUGCACCAGCCCCUCCAGCCCAGCCACCUGAGGAGCCUGUAGGGGCCCCUGCUGUGCAGUCCAUCCUUGUGGCAGGCGAGGAGGACAUCCGCUGGGUGUGUGAGGACAUGGGGCUGAAGGACCCUGAGGAGCUUCGCAACUACAUGGAGAGGAUCCGGGGCAGCUCCUGACCCUCCACAGCCACCUGGUCAGCCACCAGCUGGGGCAACGAGGGUGGAGGUCCCACCGAGCCUCUCGCCUGCCCCCGCCGCUCGUCUGGUGCUUGUUGAUCCAAGUCCCCUGCCUGGUCCCCCGCAAGGACUCCCACCCAGGCCCCCUCUGCCCUGCCCCUUGUCAUGGACCAUGGUCGUGAGGAAGGGCUCAUGCCCCUUAUUUAUGGGAACGAUUUCAUUCUAACAGAAUAAACCGAGAAGGAAACCAGA
Molecule: messenger RNA, 3709 nt
Organism: Nomascus leucogenys (northern white-cheeked gibbon)
Lineage: Eukaryota; Metazoa; Chordata; Mammalia; Primates; Hylobatidae
Gene: TMEM132A
Product: transmembrane protein 132A
Source: RefSeq, a predicted model, not a curated record